Lipotes vexillifer (Yangtze River dolphin) is the source of this 1983-nucleotide messenger RNA. It is a transcript of the gene APBB1IP, whose product is annotated as amyloid beta precursor protein binding family B member 1 interacting protein. The record is from RefSeq and is a predicted model, not a curated record. Gene Ontology annotation, cellular component: plasma membrane; cytosol. The transcript is spliced from 13 exons. Bases 1 to 1983 code for a protein of 660 amino acids. Lineage: Eukaryota; Metazoa; Chordata; Mammalia; Artiodactyla; Lipotidae. Gene Ontology annotation, biological process: signal transduction.
AUGGGUGAGUCAAACGAAGAUAUAGACCAAAUGUUCAGCAAUUUGCUGGGAGAGAUGGAUCUCCUGACCCAGAGUUUAGGAGUCGACACUGUCCCUCCUCCAGAACCUAAACCGCCCAGAGCUGAAUUUAACUACAGUGUGGGGUUUAAGGAUUUAAAUGAGUCCUUAAACGCACUGGAAGACCAAGAUUUAGAUGCUCUCAUGGCGGAUCUGGUAGCAGACAUAAGGGAAGCUGAGCAGAGGACAAUCCAGGCCCAGAAGGAGUCCUCUCAGAGCCGACCUCAUUCAGCAUCUCUGGAUGUACCAAGUUUCAGUGGUGCAGCCUCUCUUGGUUACACAGCAAAUGUUGCUGCACCGAUUAUUAGCCAAUAUGAGGAUGACUUACCUCCUCCACCAGCUGAUCCCAUGUUAGACCUUCCUUUGCCACCACCCGCUCCUGAACCUCUCUCUCAGGAAGAAAAAGAAGCCCAAGCCAAGGCUGAUAAAAUUAAGCUAGCAUUGGAAAAACUGAAGGAGGCCAAGGUCAAGAAGCUCGUUGUCAAGGUGCACAUGAAUGAUAACAGCACGAAGUCACUGAUGGUGGAUGAACGGCAAUUAGCCCGAGAUGUUCUAGACAACCUUUUCGAGAAAACCCAUUGUGACUGCAAUGUGGACUGGUGUCUUUAUGAAAUAUAUCCAGAACUACAAAUCGAAAGGUUUUUUGAAGACCAUGAAAAUGUUGUUGAAGUCUUAUCAGACUGGACAAGAGACACAGAAAAUAAAGUGCUGUUUUUGGAGAAGGAGGAAAAAUAUGCUGUAUUUAAAAACCCCCAGAAUUUUUACUUGGAUAACAGAGGAAAAAAAGAAAGCAAGGAAACAAAUGAGAAAAUGAAUGCGAAGAACAAGGAGUCCUUGCUUGAGGAGAGUUUUUGUGGAACAUCCAUCAUUGUGCCAGAACUAGAGGGAGCUCUUUAUUUGAAAGAAGAUGGGAAGAAAUCCUGGAAAAGGCGCUAUUUUCUUUUACGAGCUUCCGGAAUUUAUUAUGUUCCCAAAGGAAAGACUAAGACAUCUCGAGAUCUGGCAUGUUUUAUACAGUUUGAAAAUGUCAACAUUUACUAUGGGAUUCAGUGUAAAAUGAAAUACAAAGCACCCACUGACUACUGCUUUGUUUUAAAGCAUCCCCAAAUUCAGAAGGAGUCCCAGUAUAUCAAGUAUCUCUGCUGUGAUGACGCAAGAAUGCUAAAUCAGUGGGUUACGGGAAUCAGGAUCGCCAAGUAUGGAAAGACGCUCUAUGAUAGCUAUCAGCGUGCCAUGGCCAGGGCAGGGCUUGCCUCUCGGUGGACAAACCUGGGCACUGUCAACGCAGCCCCACCGGCCCCGUUUUCUACAGGAGUUAAAACAGGCACCACCCAAGCCAAUGGUCAGAUCCCCCAGGCAGCACAUUCUAUGAGUACUAUUCUCGGAGAAGCCCAGAGACAUGUUGAAACAACCAAGGACAAGAAGUCCGGCCUCAGCAACCACGACCCCGGAGCGCCCAGGGCCCAGCCCCUUCCCAAGUCCAGCCUGCCUCCGCCCCCUCCCGUGCGACGGUCCUCGGAAGUCGGCUGCGGCAGCCCAGGGACGCCCCCAAAGGUCAAGGGCGCGGCCGCCGGCUUCCCCACGCCGCCCCACGACCUCCUGCCGCCGCCCCCGCCGCCGCCGCCCUUGGAGGACUACGAGCUUCCUCCGCCGCCCCCCGACUUGAGCGAUGCGCCCCCGGGCUUCGUGCCUCCUCCACCGCCGCCGUCGUUUGCGGGCGACGCGGGGUCCUCGCUGCCGCCGCCCCCGCCCCCGCCCGCCCUCGCCCCCGAAGCCGUAAAGCCGACCCCCGUGGUGGUCAAAAGGCCACCAGCUCCCCCCAAGAGGCAGGCGAACCCGGGACCACCGGGCGGGGGGGGUGGGGAGCAGGAUUUCAUGUCGGAUCUCAUGAAAGCUUUGCAAAAGAAGAGAAGCAACAUGCCCUAA